AUGCAGCCUCUUCAAAUUUUCCUGCUAAUCCUCCUUCCUCUCACAACAUUCCAACUAGAAUGUUUCACCUGUGGGGUCUUUCUCUCGGCUCCAGACCCAAUGUGCCGGGGAGAGAUUCGCAACAAUUCGUGUGCUCCUGAGAAUUUGGGAUGUCUUUCGAUAAUUGGACACAAAUCUAAUCGCCGCCAAACAAUGUCUCUGUCAGGAAAACUUGUGCAACUCUAG
This is a messenger RNA of Caenorhabditis briggsae, 225 nucleotides long. The record is from RefSeq and is a predicted model, not a curated record. NCBI's taxonomy places the organism in Eukaryota, Metazoa, Nematoda, Chromadorea, Rhabditida, Rhabditidae. The transcript is spliced from 2 exons. Bases 1 to 225 code for a protein of 74 amino acids.